GGGGGCGACGAAUUAGACUUGGAAUUUGUAUACCAUGUGUUUCAAGCGCACGAGAGUUCCACAAGCUAAUAGGAGCAAAAGCCAAGGGAAGGACGGACGCCGCCGGUCAAGCCUAACGUACCAUGUCGUUCGCUGCUACGAUGAAGAACAUCGCCAACACGAACAUGCCUGCGGGCAUGGCGGAAUUGGCCAAGAAGAUGCGUGGCGAAGGCAACGAUUCCAAGUUUUUCACGUCGAGCAAGAAAGGGGAGACGCACGAACUACGCACGGAACUCGCCGACCAAAGCCGCGACAAAAAGAAGGACGCUGUGAAGAAGGUCAUUGCGAACAUGACAGUCGGCAAGGACGUGUCCAUGUUGUUCACGGACGUUGUGAAUUGCAUUCAAACGGCCGACACACAGCUCAAGAAACUCGUGUACUUGUACCUGAUCAACUACGCCAAGAGCAACCCGGACUUGACCAUUCUCGCUGUGAACACGUUCGUCAAGGACGCCAACGACCCGAACCCAUUGAUCCGCGCCCUGUCCGUCCGCACCAUGGGCUGCAUCCGUGUGGACCGCAUCACUGAAUAUUUGUGCGAACCUUUGCGCAAAUGCUUAACUGACGAAGACCCGUACGUUCGCAAGACGGCCGCGAUCUGCGUCGCCAAACUAUACGACAUUAACCCUGAACUGGUGGACGAACAAGGAUUCCUGGACAUGCUUCGCGAACUCAUUUCAGAUUCGAACCCCACAGUCGUCGCAAAUGCCGUCGCCGCCUUGUCUGAAAUCGCCGACAAUGGCGGCCAACAGCAUUUUAAAAUCACCAAGUCGGUGCUGCAGAAACUUUUGGCGGCGCUGAACGAGUGCAACGAAUGGGGUCAAGUGUUUGUCCUGGAUGCGCUGGCCAACUACGUUCCCGCAGACUCGCGCGAGGCGGAAGGCAUCAUCGAACGUGUGACGCCGCGCCUCCAGCAUGCCAACUCGGCGGUCGUGCUGUCCGCGGUCAAAGUCAUCAUGAAGUUCUUGGAAAAGGUGACAAAUGCCGACACGGAACGCACGCUGUCGCGAAAGAUGGCGCCGCCGCUCGUGACGCUCCUGUCCACAGAGCCCGAGAUCCAAUACGUUGCCCUGCGCAACAUCAACUUGAUUGUGCAAAAGCGGCCCAACAUCCUCUCGAGUGAAAUCAAAGUGUUUUUCUGCAAGUACAACGACCCGAUUUACGUCAAGAUGGAGAAGCUGGAAAUCAUCAUUCGCCUAGUCUCUGAGCGCAACGUCGAGCAGGUCCUGCUCGAGUUCAAGGAGUACGCGACCGAAGUGGAUGUGGAUUUUGUCCGACGCAGCGUCCGCGCCAUCGGGCGGUGUGCAAUCAAGCUCAACAACGCCGCGGAAAAGUGCAUCCACGUCCUCCUCGACCUCAUCCAGACCAAAGUCAACUACAUUGUCCAGGAAGCCAUCAUCGUGAUCAAGGACAUCUUCCGCAAAUACCCGAACCAGUACGAAAGCAUAAUUGCAACGCUUUGCGAAAACUUGGACACACUCGACGAGCCGGAAGCCAAGGCGUCGAUGGUGUGGAUCAUCGGCGAAUACGCCGAGCGCAUCGACAACGCGGACGAGCUGCUUCAGUCGUUCCUGGACUCGUUCGAAGACGAGACGGCCCUGGUGCAGCUCCAGCUCCUCACGGCGACCGUCAAGCUGUUCUUGAAGCGCCCGAACGAAACCCAAGCGAUGGUCCAGGCCGUCCUCAAGAAGGCAACGGAAGAAUCGGACAACCCGGACCUUCGCGACCGCGGCUACGUGUACUGGCGUUUGUUGAGCGCCAACCCGGAAGCCGCCAAAGCUGUCGUCCUCGCGGAGAAGCCCGUGAUCAACGACGACACGUUUACACUCGAGCCGGCGCUCCUCGACGACCUCAUCGGCAAGAUUUCGACGCUGGCGAGUGUUUACCACAAGCUCCCGUCAGCAUUUGUCGUUCGAUCCAACAUUGCCGAGAUUCAAAAGCAAAACGAAGAAGAGCGCGACACAGAAGGCGACGAACGGUACGAAACUGCCGCGGAAACGUCGGAUGGUGGGGCGUCCGGCGGCGUCGAUCUCCUUGACAUGGGAGGGUUGUCCGUCGGCGGUGGCGCACCUGCGACCGCUCCCCCCGCCGCGCCCUCUGUUGGAUUUGACAUCUUUGGUGGUGGCGGCCCCGUCGCUGCGGCGGCAACUCCCGUGAAGAAGCUCACGCCGUUUACGAAUGCCCAAACCGGCAAGGGUUUAGUCAUCCAAGGCGCGUACGUCCGCAAGCAGCCGACAUUUGCCCUCGAGCUCGACGUCGAGAACCAGUCGAACGUGGUCGUCCCGGGGGUUGCCAUCCAGCUCAACAAGAGCACGUUCGGCGUGGUACCGACGCAGCCUCAAGUCAACUUCGCCGCGCCCCUCGCGCCCGGCCAGCGCACCAGUGUCAGCAUCCCCAUGACGGUGAGCCCCCAAUUCGUCAAUGCGUCCGUCGCACCCAACACUGUGGUCCAAGCCGCGCUCAAGAACUUGGGGUCGGGCGACAUUGUGUACUUUUCCACAGAGCUCGACGUGAGUGUGCUCUUCACGGAAGCGGGUCUUGUCGACAAGGCGGACUUUAUCAAUUUGUGGAAGGGCAUUGCCGAGGCGAACGAAACAUACUUUGCGCUCCCGCUGAAGCCAACGAAUGCGUCAGUCGACGCUCUAGCGAACGUGCUGAAGAGCCGCAAUGUGUUUUACGUCGCCAAGCGCGCCGUGGACGGCAAAGAGAUUGGGUACUUUUCAUUCAAGACCAUGACGAACGUGUCGGCGUUCUUGGAAGUCACGUUCGAUGGAUCGAACACGGCCAAGGUGUGUGUCAAGGGCGAGCAAGCCGCAUUCAACCCGGUGUUUCAGAAACUGGUCGAACAGAUUGCGUCGUAGAGGACGCAACUCAACUGUCCCGCUGCUGCCUUCCCUCCUUUCACGCGCCAGCAUCGUUUAUCUGGACGAGCUUCAUGUACCAGGACAACCUAAUCUACUCUUUUUCUUUGCAUCAAAUGAA
Aphanomyces invadans is the source of this 3021-nucleotide messenger RNA. RefSeq lists its product as hypothetical. Gene Ontology annotation, cellular component: membrane coat; clathrin adaptor complex. The transcript is spliced from 6 exons. Bases 123 to 2900 code for a protein of 925 amino acids. Gene Ontology annotation, biological process: vesicle-mediated transport; intracellular protein transport. NCBI's taxonomy places the organism in Eukaryota, Oomycota, Saprolegniomycetes, Saprolegniales, Verrucalvaceae. The record is from RefSeq and is a predicted model, not a curated record.